Messenger RNA from Caenorhabditis bovis, 276 nucleotides. NCBI's taxonomy places the organism in Eukaryota, Metazoa, Nematoda, Chromadorea, Rhabditida, Rhabditidae. The record is from the annotation of a GenBank genome assembly.
AUGUUGUCAAAAUUGCUUCUCUCCAUUAUUGGAAUAGCGAUGGUUGGCGGAUUUCUCGAGGAGUUGCAGCCGAUUAGCGAGCAAAUCGAUAAAAUUAGCGAAACAGUUAAUGCGCUUCCCGAGCGAUUUGCUUUCAACCACAAGUAUCGGCAGCAUGCUACCACUCUUUGUCAACAAAAUAACCCAUGCGGUGAAGAUACGAUGUUCCUCUACUAUAAGUGCUGUCGAAACACGACAAACGCGUGCUGCUGGCAUCUCAGAAUUUGGGUAAUGUAG